AUGGAGAAACAAAAAAACGCCGUAGGUCGCCGUAAGGAAGCGGUAGCCCGUGUGUACCUGAGUAAGGGCACUGGUAAUAUCACGGUGAAUGGCAAGGAGUACAAGAACUACUUCCCGCUUAUGUACCUGCAAAACCAGGUUGAGCUGCCACUGAAAACCAUCGAAGUAACUGAAGCUUUUGAUUUGGUGAUCAAUGUACAAGGUGGAGGUCCAAAAGGACAAGCUGAAGCAAUCAAGAUGGGUAUCGCCCGCGUUCUUUGCGAAGUGAAUCCAGAAUAUCGCCCGGCACUGAAGAAGGAAGGCCUGAUGACGCGUGACUCA
This is a messenger RNA of Ostertagia ostertagi, 321 nucleotides long. The record is from the annotation of a GenBank genome assembly. NCBI's taxonomy places the organism in Eukaryota, Metazoa, Nematoda, Chromadorea, Rhabditida, Trichostrongylidae.